Molecule: messenger RNA, 1199 nt
Organism: Chara braunii
Lineage: Eukaryota; Viridiplantae; Streptophyta; Charophyceae; Charales; Characeae
Source: the annotation of a GenBank genome assembly
CCGUGGGAAAGUAGUGAAGCCUUUUUUGGAUGGGGUUGGAGAGACGGUACGAUUCUACCGGCGAGAUGGAUGGCCCACUAGAUGGGCGUGUGGACGUGUGUUCAAGUGUUAUCGAUACUACCGCCAUCAGCGAGGAGAGGGAUAAAGCUGAGAACGCGAACUCGAAACAAGUGAGAGAUUGGGAGAACAGAGCGAAAGAGGGUGCAGAUGUCCACCGAGAAGCGCCCAGCAAACUGGUGAGUGGAGUAGGAGAAAGAGGAGGAGCCUCAGGAGGAGAGCAAUCGGGAUCGGGACUUUCCAUGACGGAAUCAGCACCUGUUAGCAGCGCCUGCGGCGCAGCACACGAGGAGGUAGUACAAGUGCCAACGAGCCGUACGACCACUCUCAGUAUACUUCAAGAUCUCAGUGAAGAUGCUGAAGGAAUGGGACUCAGAGAGAGCCAGGUUGGGAAGGAGGAGGAGGAGGAGGAGGUGGAGACACAGUCUGCGAAAUUGAGCGGCAGAUGGGAUGAAGCAGAAGACAGCGCCCGCGAGCAUCAACGCCAGUGGAACGCCCAGAAGAGCGAACCAGGUGAGGGGAGAGAGGUGAUUGGCAACGAGCGACGAGGACAUCAAUCAGGAAGGAUCGUCAGAGAAGAGAUGGCGCGCUGUACGAGACACGAGGCCAAUAUGUUUAGAACGACGAGGAGCGUCGAUGAUGAUGAGGCGAUGAAGAAAGACAUGGUGUUAAGCAGGAACGGACUCAAGGGAGGAGUCCGACAUAAGGAGGGGAAGGAUUGGGAGAAGGAGCCGGUCGACGGCGCUAAGGAGAGUGAGGGCAAAGAAUGCAAGUUGGGGGAGAAAAUACCUCACAAGUGGUCCUUUGGCUUUCUGAAGCGGGCUUACGGACUUUCCCCUUCUCAUGGGUGUGAAACACCUCCUCCUUCUCCUCCUUCCAAACCCCGUGGCCGCUCCUCGAAACGCGUUCGUGCAGCUGGGUGUCAGACCUGCGGAAAGCUGCGUGCAACCUCUCAGCCUCCUCUCCCGUGGGUAUGUCAGAACUGCCAUGCCAUAAAUUACGGUCGCACAAAGUAGCAAGGUGAUACAAGACACGGGAAGGAAGCACAGGAUCUGGAUUUGGAGUCGUCGGGGAACAAUGGGCCCACGUUGGAAGUGGCCUUCGGUUGGAACAUGCAAUAACGAAUGGAACCAUGCGAAACU